AUGGACACGGCGCAGAGCGAGCCGUCGUUGCACGUCGACAGUGAGUCGGCGCAAGAUGUCUCUUUGCCUGUGCCGGGGCGUCCGUCUCUGACGACCAAUGUAUCGGAUCCCCCCCACCUGCAAGAUUUCCAAAGCCCGGCGAGGCAGCACAAGCGACAGCCAAGCGCCCACCAUGAGGUCAAGGAAACUCUGGAUGCUCGCGUGGAAUAUGCCGGCGAUAAUUAUGACAGCAGUACCUAUCACAAAAUUAACCAGUACACCAUCGUUGAGGAGGUCGGGCGUGGGUCGUACGGCGCCGUCCAUUUGGCGACUGACCAGUUUGGUAAUGAAUUUGCCGUUAAGGAGAUCUCCAAAUCACGUCUGCGCAAGCGUGCGCAGUCCCAAAUCCUGCGCCGUAGCCCUCAAGACCGUCCCAGACGGCAGCCCCUGCGGACUCGCAGCGACGGCAAGGUCCUGACGCCGCAGCUUGGUGGUGAGCAGCCCGGCGGCGAGCAGCCCGGCGAAAAGGGGGAUAUCUUGCAUCUCAUUAGAAAAGAGGUCGCUAUCAUGAAGAAGUUGCACCACCCCAACCUCGUCCAGCUUAUUGAGGUGCUGGACGACCCUCAGGAGGACUUACUUUAUAUGGUUCUUGAACUGUGCAAGAAGGGAGUUGCUAUGAGGGUUGGUCUUGACGAUCACGCAAAUCGAUAUAGCGACACCGUAUGCCGCUAUUACUUUCGCGAUCUUAUACUCGCUAUUGAAUACUUGCACUCACAAUCUAUUAUCCACUGUGAUAUUAAGCCCGAUAAUUUUCUCGUUACAGAAGACGAUACUCUUAAAGUUAUUGGCUUUAAAGUUUUAGAAAUGUUUGAUAAGCCUAGUGGCAUGAAGAGUAAAACGUCGGCUGGAUCACCCGCAUUCCUAGCACCGGAGCUGUGCAGCCCGCAUAGAGAGGUCUCUAGCACUGCUGCUGAUGUCUGGUCUAUGGGUGUUUGCUUGUACUGCUUUCGAUAUGGCCGGAUUCCUUUUAAUCGCCCGAGCGUGCUGGAUAUGUACCACGCGAUCCAGACGGACGAUCCGAGCAUCCCGGAUGACGAGGAUCUAGUGUUUGCCGACGUUUUAAGACGAUUGCUUGAAAAGGAUCCAGAAAAGCGCAUCACGAUAGAUGAGCUUAGAGAACAUCCGUGGAUUACAAAAAAUGGUACAGAGGGCCUGCUUUCUCGAGCAGAAAACUGCGCGCACAAGAUUGAACCCCCAAAUGAGCUUGAAAUCAGCCAAGCAUUUACGAGCAAGUUGGACAAUGCCUUUGCUGUUCUUAAGGCCAUCGACAAGUUCAAAGCGCUUCUCUCAGACCGACGCUCAACGACGCCCACUGUCACGGCGGCGGUCGAGGAAGCCACCUUCGACCCGGCCGAGGAGAAGGCCCGCGCCGAAGAGAUCGAGCAACUGCUCGCGCAAAGGCGGCAGGUCCUCAGCGAGAGAGCUUGGCCUAGCCACGAUAGCAGCAACGAUGAUGGCACCCCGGAUAGCGAGGGCGAAGGGCAUACUAAAGACAUUGGCGAUCAGGAUCCGCUCUAUUUGGGUAUCGGCACAGGCUCUGGACAAGCCUUCAACGUCGACGAGGAGACGGGUGAUGUCGUUGCCGAUUCGCCGAGCGCAGUGGACUACAACAUCUACGACCGAGCCUACGAGCAGGCCAUCAAAGACCGGCUGGAGGCGAAUCCAUCGGCGCCCCCCAUCAUGUAUCUGACCAAGUUUGUUAAAGAGACGGAUUACCUUAAGGCCACUGGGAAUAUCGUCGAGAACGCAAUAUGUUCUUCCACGGCCAUUAAAGAGCAGAUGAGCGAAACGGGAGAACACCUCUACGACCACUUCUCAUCCCCGUCGACGACCAAGCUUGCCAAGCUGGUGGGCGGGAUUGGGCUGUCCGAUCCGUCGUCUGCUGGGCCGCCCGCAGAGGUUGACAGUAGCAGGUUGGCGACGAUGCUGAAGGCUGAACUUGGCAAGUCCGACGGUGCUGAGAAGAAAGACAGCAAGCCCGCCGAGGCCAAGCCCGCCGACCGACGGGAGCUACCUAUCAGGAUGAUGCAAGAUCUCAAAAAUCUCAAUAUUAUGCAAGAUCUCAAAAAUCCGGACUCGAGUAGCGAAACGUCCCGCGAGGAGGAAGACGAUAGCAACGAAGCAUUCUACAAGUGGCAACAGCAUAUGCGUCGUCGACGCGUUAGUCUCUCUGGCAGUAUCAGCAAACGCACAUUUAGCGAUCGUAGCGACUCUGACGACUUUGACGACGGCCACCUCGACAUCAAUGAAAUUAACUCCAGUGCCCGUUGCCUAAGGAAGCGAAAGGAUCACGAAAGCUUGCUCUUCCAGGACCCGCAUGAGCCUCGGACCAACGAAGAACGUGAGCUGACAGUGGCACUGAAGAUUGGCGACGAAGAAGAUUUGACCAGCAUUCUGGAAGACGACUUUCGUGGCAUUGCGAAGGGAGAUUAUGCAUGGCUUAUGGAACUCGACGAGCUUGGGUACACUUACAGUGAGGUUGCCGCCGUCUUGCUUGAAGAGGCAAGCGACACUCCUUGGAUCUUUUUCAAGCCCGCCCCUCAGCACGACCCCAUGCUCGUCGUCAAUUUCCAGCAGCACCUGCCCGGCUGCGUUCAUCAGAUUCCUUGGCCCUCAAAACAUGCAGAUGAAAAUUGGCAAAUAUCUGCCAGCGGUCAAUCGAAUAGACAGUCCGACGCUAUCUCGCAGAUCCAGACACUCUGCGGCUUGGCAGGUAUCAGUCCAUCGACGCGGGAGCCGGAGGAUUGGAAUGGGACAGUCGUUUUUGAAGACAACAUGGUCGCGUCGGUGACGUAUGCACAUGAAAACGUGUCAAGGGUGCUUUUAAAAGUCAAAAAUAUUCUCGGACUGUUCUUGAACGCACUACACUGCGCUCAAUCUGCAGGUCUUUGCUGCCAGUCCUUUACUAUCCUUCGACAAGAAACCCGAUCAUUGGAAACAACUCAAGACUCUGUCAUCAAUUUAUCUCGAGUUGAAUUUAGCAAAGCAGAAGCCAUCUUAGACGAAGUUGGAAGCAUUGCUAAGGGAGAAGUUACGAAGGUUGCAGGUGUAUCCGCUACCUUAGCGUUUCUUACAGACAUUUUUCCAGGGGAAACUUUGUUUGACUCAGAAAACAGUUGUUUCCUCGACGACCUCCAUCGUUGUUGUUUGUCUGCGCAGAUUUUGACAGUCGGAUUCCUGUCCUAUAUACAGGCGCAUGCUGGACCGCUACAUCCAUAUUUCCUCGACACGCCCACUACUAAAAUCAAGCUCUUUGGUUUUAAAUCGUUGUCCAACCAGCCAAUCAUCGAAGUUGCAUUACGACGGUUGACUUGUCUUGGUGAUAUGCUCCAGAGUCCCGUACUUGUUUUCGGUACUGCUGAGUCGCCCACCAAGCGAGGAAAACAAGCGGUCACAGCCAGCGAAGUGAAAGACGAUGUUCUGGCUAGUGCCGAAGAUUUAAUUGACACGUGGGGCCCAGCCCAAUUCAUUGUAACCCCUAAUAGCAACAGCAACAAGAAUCACAACAACAGCAGCAGUAGCAAUGGCAUGCAGCCAUCGGCAAUCAGCAUAUGUGGAGGAGUAAUCUUUAUGGCAGAACAAGUGAGCAACAGGUUUCAUUGGAGCAAGCAGGUUUCUCCAGAAGAGUUUUGCCAUGGGUUCUUGGAUCCCGCGGUGAAGAUUAGAAUCGGGUCUCCUGUCACCGUCAACAAGACCUGCCAGCUUGAUACGAAACGAUGUCGAGCUCAUGCGACUUCACUCGGGUUUCUGUCGCCAUUGGGUACGUAUGCACCCGCAUGGGCGCUGGCAGAGAAGCAAUUUGGCAUACAAGCCGGGCAGUACGCCGUGGUGCAAGCAAACGCUGCAUAUCAUCGGUUCCCAGGUCGGACUUUGAAACAAUAUCGCUUAGAGCAAGGGGACGAAGAGCUAGUGCCCUUCCUAGACGACUGCUGGGCAGUGCAAGUCAGUCUCUGCACGGGGGUGGCGCGACGCGUGCCACUGCGGGAGAUGGUGGCCGACCUGCUGCCUAUCUUCGCGAACAAUUUAACAUUUCGCGACGACUAUGACAAUUGGGUGUGCCUGACAAAAGAUAAAGGCAUUAUAGAAGCCUUCCGGGGCAAAAGUCUCCGGCCGUGGCUGCGGACGCUCUCCCGGCCACACCACGACCUGGUUCUGCAGAUGGUUCGACGCAUUCUCCACACGCUCAGCGAAACUGGCCUGGAUAGGGAGGGAAAGUCGCUGUUGGUCUCAUGGCCGUACGAAGACGACACGAGGCACUGUUUCAACGUCGAUCUGCGAAAACGCGAGUCAUCAUGGGCACGCCUCAUUGCCGACUGUGAGGAUUCGGCCAUCUUCGUGUAUGCGUCUCGCCACUGCCUUGAGACGGCUGAAUAUCGCUGCCGCGGCAUCGAGACGUGUCCCUGGCGCAACGUGGUUCCACUACUUGAGACGGUUGUCAUUAUUUCGAGUGCCAUCACCACUGUUGCGGCCGGCCCCGUGCAGCUCGUUCCAGGCGACCGGCUGAUCCACAAGGAGAUGUAUCACUUUAGGAAGCUUGGCGACGUGUACUUUGUACGGGCUGAGCAGCCAGAUUCUAACGCCGUAGUCAAGCUUGUGCGAAAGCCGAGUAGCAUACCCUACAGAUUCAAGCAGAGGCUGUUUUCUAAGGCGCAGCUUCUACGCGAGCGUGAUACGAGUGCUGAGGCGGGCAAUGUGGCCUGGUUUAUAGCAGGCUUCUAA
This is a messenger RNA of Cordyceps fumosorosea ARSEF 2679, 4758 nucleotides long. Its product is annotated as calcium/calmodulin-dependent protein kinase kinase. Lineage: Eukaryota; Fungi; Ascomycota; Sordariomycetes; Hypocreales; Cordycipitaceae. The transcript has 6 exons. Gene Ontology annotation, molecular function: protein serine/threonine kinase activity; ATP binding. Bases 1 to 4758 code for a protein of 1585 amino acids. Gene Ontology annotation, biological process: protein phosphorylation; intracellular signal transduction. The record is from RefSeq and is a predicted model, not a curated record. Gene Ontology annotation, cellular component: cytoplasm.